Molecule: messenger RNA, 856 nt
Organism: Entrophospora candida
Lineage: Eukaryota; Fungi; Glomeromycota; Glomeromycetes; Entrophosporales; Entrophosporaceae
Source: the annotation of a GenBank genome assembly
AUGACAUAUGAAAAAACUGAACAAGAGCUAAAUCGAGUAAAUAGGUAUUACGGGGAGGCAACAAAGAAGUUGAAAGAUUGGGGUGAUGGGCAGAGGUUGAAGGAAUUAUGGAGAGGAGAGAAAGAAAAUUUCAAGACCUUUAAUGCUUCCUCAAGGCUUAAUGCCAUCUUCUCAAAAUUGUCAGCAGCAUCUACUGAUAAAUCAAUUUUCAAAUUUUGGAAUAUAAUGAUUAAUCCUAAUGAACAAAUUUAUUGGAAUAUAAUGAUUAAUCCUAAUGUUGAAUUCUGGGCCUUGCAUAUAUGUUUAUUUUCAGCACUUGGAAAUAGAACAUUAAAAUUAAAAGAACUGCUAAAUGAAGCAUUGAAUCGAUAUCCAUCCAAUGGCACUAUUUAUGACCAUAAUAAUUCUAUUUGUAAAAUUUCACAUUUUAACAAUUAUACAGUUUAUUUAAAUGCUGAUGGUGCUGCUUUGUCAAAAUUAUUGGCAUUACAAACAAAAUGGAGAAAUAUGGAAUCAAAUAAUCCACAAAAAAUUAAUGAUAAAAUGAUCAAGGAAGAGUGUAAAAAAGUUGGGGAAGUUUCAAAAAAGGUUGGUAUUAACGAUUGGUUAUUACUAAUUCUGUCAAGUUGUGAAUGUUCAAUUGAUUUGGAUAGGUUGCAACCAGAAUGUUUAAUUGUUAGCAAAGAUAAUUUUGUAAAUUUUAUGGAAAUGUCCUUCUUUGCAGGUGGUAAUAAAAUUUGUAUUAAUUCAACAAAAUUUUGGGAAUUGAGGGUUUUAGAUGGUGUGGGAGAAAUAAUUGCAAAUGAAAUUUCAAGUGAACGUGAUAAAAGAAAAUUUGAUGAUGUUGAUGAUUUAU